Camelus dromedarius (Arabian camel) is the source of this 2001-nucleotide messenger RNA. RefSeq names its product PWWP domain containing 4 (gene PWWP4). The record is from RefSeq and is a predicted model, not a curated record. The coding region runs from base 1 to 2001 and encodes 666 amino acids. NCBI's taxonomy places the organism in Eukaryota, Metazoa, Chordata, Mammalia, Artiodactyla, Camelidae. The transcript has a single exon.
AUGGAUGCCGAGUAUGUCCUGUGCAAUUGGAAAGGCCACUUUUGGCCAGCAAAGGUCUUGUCCAGGUCCAAGACCUCAGCAGGAAACAAGAGGGAAAGGGCCUUUCCUCUAGAAGUUCAAAUACUCUCAGUGGAUGAAAAUGUCAAAGUGAAAAGCACAGAUAUAAAGGCCCUAAACGAGUCUCAGAUUGAAUCCAUCACCUCCUCACUGGCAGCCCUGUCCAAGACCAGUGUCCCACCAGGAGAGGAGGUGGCUUACAGAAGCGCUCUGACGGCGGCACAGGAGCUUCUGAACCAGAGAGCAAAUCUGGGUCCUGUGAGGGCGUCGGGCGCUCCGGAGUCCACGACGUGGUCUCCAAGGGGACCGAAAAAGCGACCUCGUAAAAAGUAUCAGAAGCCCAGAAGGCACUUCCUGAGGAGUCCUAGGAAACGUGAGAACCCCAAAUCACCCUUGGUACGACGUUCCAAGAGGGAGGAUGCCCCUGACCAUGACAAACUUCAGGUGCACACUACCAUCGGCUGUAUUCCAAGGGAAAGGCAAACAGAGCCCUCAGGAAGCUCCAGCAUGUGCCCAAACUUCCCGCCCCUGCCAGAAGAUGACCACAAGAAAGAGGGCAGGGAGGAGAGUGACACCUCAAGAGUUAUGUCCUUGCCUUGCACAGUCAGGGAGGAGGGGACCGGUGCUGAAGGUGGAGGCGUCCUUCCAUCCCUGCCACCGGGUUUCCUUCCCACUGUGCGCAUGGCCCGGGAAGUCUUCUGUGCACAGGCCCUGGCUGUCUCCGCUGAAGGUGCUACCUUCUCCGGGACUGCUAAGGACCCUGGACAGGGCACCUGGAACCCAGGUUUGGAAGGCGAAGCAGCAGCCUCCAGCGGCCCUAAGCCCAGGCUGCGUUACUCACUCCGACUAGCAAGUAGAAAACGGAAGCUGCAGGUACCAGAGUUUGAGGGAGGGCUGCAAGAAUCUCAGCCUUCAGUGGACUCAGAGGCUAGUAGCCCCACCAGUGCCGCUGAGAAGGGUGUCGGCGAGGCCACGGGACAGCCGCCAAGCCUGGCUUCCCCACAGGAGCCGUCUCCCAUUGAAAGAGGAAUGAUGGUCUGGUUUAAAUUUCAGAAUCACCCCUUCUGGCCGGCUGUGGUAAAGAGUGUCAGCCAAACGGAGCAGACUGCCAGGGUGCUCCUGAUUGAGGCAAACAUGCACAGUGAGAGGAGCGGCAUCCGAGUUCCUCUUCGAAGACUGAAACACCUGGAUUGUAAAGGGAAGGAAAGGCUAGUGAAGAGAGCUGGGAAACUGUACGGGCAAGGUGUGAACUGGUGUUUCUCACUGAUUUCCCACUACCGAGAAGGGCUCGGUCGUGGGACUUUUGCUGGCUCUUUCCUGGACUAUUAUGCUGCGGACGUCAGCUACCCAAUGAGGAAAGCCAUCCAAGAGGGGGACCUGGAGAUUGAGUUCCCAAAGGUGAAUUAUGCCGACCUGGAAGAUUCCGAGGAGGAGACCUCCCUGGGCGGGAAGAGGCCCUGCAAGAAAAUCCUCCCUGACCGGAUGAGGGCCGCCUGGGACCGAGCCAACCAGAAGCUAGUGGACUUCAUCGUGAAAAGGAAGGGGGCCGACCACCAUCUUCUGGACAUUGUCAAAGGCAGGAAGCAGUCCCGCUGGCUGACAUCCUAUCUGAAUUCCAAUAGGUAUGUCAUCUGUGUCGAAACAUACCUGGAAGAUGAAGAUCAGUUGGAUGCAGUGGUGGGACACUUGCAAGAAAUCUACAAACAGGUCGACAAGAAGGUGCUGGCUCUGACACGAGAUGACAAAGUGAGUUUUGUCCUGGAAGUUCUUCUGCCAGAAGCAAUCAUCUGUUCACUUGCAGCACUGGAUGGAUUGGAUUACAAGGAGGCAGAAGCAAAGUACCUGCGAGGGCCACCUGUGCAUUACCGGGAAAAAGAGCUCUUUGAUGAAAACAUCUUAAAGGAAAUGAGAAGGAGGUCAGCGAGGAGGAGCAGGGUGAAGUAA